AUGCUCCGAUCGGCGGUCAUUACGCGCUCCCAGCAGAUCAAGCAAGCUGUCGGGCGCCAGUUUGCGUCCGCCGCGGCAGCAGCUGCUGAAAGCGCGGGGAAGAGCAAGGUGAAGGCGAAGUCGACGGGAGGAAGCAGCGGCGGGAAGAAGAAAGCUUUGGAAGACCAAGGGAAGGCGGCCUCCAUUGUGGAGGCGGCGCUUCGUCAUGCUCAAGUAGAGCUGCCAAAUCUGGAUGAGGCGACUCAGGAGGAGGAGAGGCGGAUGGCGAAGGAGUACUCGAGGUUGAUGAUGCAGAAGCACCACCAGCAGAGAGGGGCCGAGUCAGCCAGGCUCAAGCUCAAGCUGGCCGCCAUCCAAGCCCUACCUGCUGGCAAGCUUAGGGAUGCCGCCAUGCUUCCAGAUUUCACUCCCUUCCCGUCCAAUCGGAUUGCACCAUCUCUGACACCUCCAAUCAAGGAGCUGCAAGAGGAAAGAGCAAGGACUAGCGACCAACAGGUUACGCGCUCACGCCGCCUCGACUCACUUCCCCCGUGCUCCCCUUGCAGCGCUCGUCCUUGUUACGUCAACGUGUCGGCCGUGCCGCGCCGAUGGAUGGGAAUUGGACCACGCAGCGUCGCACCCGGCGGAGCGACCGUUCACGUGCGUGCACGACUCGCAUGUGGCGGCGCGCAGCAGAGAGCACACGCGCCGGCAACUGGCGUCGUACCGCACAGGGUGGGUGGGGUGAGACGUGGGCGGGCGCCGGUAGUGUGGGAGUUAGAGGGGGUGGAGGGGCAGGUGGAAGAGAUGGGAAGAGGGGUGAGAGAGCACGGGCGACGAAUGGCGUCGAGGGCAGCCCCUCGUCUUUUUGUUCUGACGUCCCUUCCUCUCCGCACCUCUCAGCCGCUGACGUGCUCGUCUGACUUCCUGUCCGUCGCCACCUGCGACUCCGGCUGUGGCCCCUCCUCUACCUCCUCUCCCUCCUCUCCCUCCUCCUCCCCCGCCUCCUGCCUCUUUGGCACGUGCAAGCACAAGACCAGUGUGGAGUCGCAGCGCUGCCAGGCGCCGCGCGGAGCGGAGGAGAGCCGGUCAGCGGAGGUGCAGCAGCUGGGCAUGGCGUACGGCCCGUCAUCGCGCUGCUUCCUGCACGGUCCGCAGUUCUUCGACUAUGCCUUUGGUGCCGGCGCCACCCCGCCCCCCGGCGCCGGCUGCUACCCCAUGCGCUGCGUCCCCUCCGCCUCCUCCUCCCGUGACUCCCGCUCCUCCCGCUCCGCUGACUCUGCUGGUGCCCACGAUCCCCCGGCGGGGGGCAAUGGCAACGGCAACAGCAGCACCACACUCACCCCCAAGGCGCAGGGCGGCAGCGCACUCUCGUUGCCCGCCCCUUCCUCCACCCCCAAGCGCCAGCUGCGGGGAAAAGGCAAGGGGAAGGGCAAAAAGGGGGGGCGGGGGAAGCGGGGGGGCGGGAUGGUGGUGGAGGUGCGCGUGGGCGCGCAGUGGUACGCGUGCCCCUCGGGGCGCAUGGUGGCGCUGGACCAGGGCGGAGGGGACUUCCACGGCGGGUCCAUCGGCCCCUGCCCUGACAACCGCCGCAUGUGCCUCUCCGCCUCCUGCCCCAACGACUACUCGGGGAAAGGUGCACAAGGAGAGGGGCGGAAAGGGAGCAUAUGCUACAACAGCACGUGCUACUGCCUGCCCGGCUACGCUGCUGCUGACUGCAGCCAGGUGGCAUGUUCACCGCUCGCCCUCACGCCUGCCUCCACCUGCCGCGCACCCGCCACCUGCGACCACGCCUCGGGCCUCUGCCUCCUGCCCUCCGGCCGCCCCUACCCCCUCCCACUCGCCUCCGCGCCACCCUACACUCCCCCUCCCCCACCCUCCCCGCCUGCUCCUCCUGUCUUCCAACCUCCACCCGCCCCUGGAAGCACCACCGCCAACAGCAGCACCGGCAGCAACAGCAGCGGCAGCAGCAACAGCAGCAUGGGGGGAGAGGCGCCGCAGCACGGGGUGCUGGUGCGCAGCGUGGUGGUGCUGGGGGGCGCCAACAUCAGCGCCAUCCGCGAGGGCGCGCGCCUGCAGGAGUUCCAGGCGCAGUUCCAAGCGCAGAUGAGCGCAGCGGCGCGCACGACGGGGUACGAGGGGCAGGUGGAGGUGGCGAUAGAGGCCAUCUAUGCCGGCAGCAUCCUCGUGCAGUCCACUGUCAACUUCUUCCAGGCUACCAGCUUCACCAUGCCCGGCCUGCUGCUCCACAACCUCAUCACGUCCCCAGCGAUGAUAUUCGCAGCAUCAUCCUACUUCCUGGCGCUGCCCUCCGGGCGCAUCUCGUCCUUCAACUGCUCCAUGGCCGCCGCGCCCGCCUCCAACAGCGCGCCCCAGGGCGCGGAGGGGCCGCCCCUGGGCAUCUCGUACGGCGCGUGGGCCGCCAUGGCUGCCGCCAUCCUCGUGGCUGGCGUCGCCAUCUGCACCGUGCUCAGCCGCCGCGGUGAGUCGAGGGGAAGAGGUGGGGGGGAGGAAGUGGGGAGGGGAGAAAGUAGGGAGGGGAGAAAUAAGUGUCGCAUCACCCUCACAGCCUUGCUCUUCCUGCCCGCCCUCACAGCCUUGCUCUUCCUGCCCGCCCUCACAGCCUUGCUCUUCCUGCCCGCCCUCACAGCCUUGCUCUUCCUGCCCGCCCUCACAGCCUUGCUCUUCCUGCCCGCCCUCACAGCCUUGCUCUUCCUGCCCGCCCUCACAGCCUUGCUCUUCCUGCCCGCCCUCACAGCCUUGCUCUUCCUGCCCGCCCUCACAGCCUUGCUCUUCCUGCCCGCCCUCACAGCCUUGCUCUUCCUGCCCGCCCUCACUGCUCAAUCCGCUCCCUUCCACCAUUCCUCCCCGCCUGCCUCUCAUUCCCUCCUGCCUCUGUGUGUUCCCUUCCGCGUGCCCCUACCACCCCUCCCCCUGUACGCUUCCUCUCCUUUCUCCUGCCCUCCCAACCCUGCUCAUGCCGUGGGAUUCAUGACCACUUGCCGCCAUGUGCGUUGGGUGUGCGCACCCCAUGCCACCUCCACAUGCUUCUCCAUCCCUCGCUCAUCACCUCUCUUUCCUUUUCCCCCUGCUGCCUGCUCCCUGCUCCUUGCUCCCUGCUGCCUGCUGCAACCGCUACUACUGCUGCUGCCCUCUGCAUUGCUGCUCCGCACCUCCCAUCCUACUAGCCCCUCUGCCCUUGCUCCCUCACUUAUACCUAUCACCCUCGUGUACCUCUCAUCACUCUCCCCCCUUGGCUUGCCACAGAGCAUCCGUGUGGGUCGCUCGGGCCGCCUCACUGCCUCCGGGCAGCUCAACCCCUCGGGGCAGCUCAGAACUUCCGGGCAGCUGCGAACGUCUGGGCAGCUGCGGCGGCUGGCAUCAGGGCAGCUACAGGUGCCGGAUCACCUGAACCUGAACAGCACCACCACUGCCUACCCCACAGGCAACACCAAUGGUGGCACCAACGCCAGUGGCAGCGGCGCAUGGUCGUACUCUGCCAUGGGCCCGCCUGCCCAUGCUGCCCCCUCUGGCUCCACCGACACCACCGCUGCUGCGGGGGCGGGGGGAGGCGAGCAACAUGUGCGCAUGUCCGGGCAGUUGGUGGGUGGGGGACAGGGGGCUGCCGAGGGAGGUGGUUCGGGCAUCGCAGGGUCGGGCAUAAGUUCGGGGAUAGGUUCGGGGAUUGCAGGGUCGGGCAUGCUGUCGGCAUCAGGGUCGGCGUGGGGGCAGAUGCCGCACUUUGCUCAGCUGAACCGGUCGGGGCAGCUGAGAAUACUCAAGCAGCUGGGCACUCAUGGGGCAGGCACUCCUCCCAUGGCCAUGCAUGGCCACGGGCAGGGGCAGGGGCAACAUGGGCAUCAUGGGCAGGCAAGGCAAUCGUCCCCCCGUGCUGCUUCCCCACAAGCCGGCAGCCAUCCAGGCCAGUCAUUCCAGCAGUCAAUGCAGUCAAGCCAGUCAAUGCAGCAGGCAAGGCGGGCGGUAUCCGGGGUUGUGCGCUUCUCCAACCCGCUGGCUGCCGCCCACCACACCACCUCCUCCGGGCAGCUCAACGCGCCCCAGCGCGGCGCCAACCAAUGGCUGCGCAGAGCCCGCUCCAAUGUGGGGCUGUCCGGGCAGGUUGAAAUGUCGGGCAGGGUGGCGCAAUCAGCGCAGAUGGUGAGAGUGCCCAGCAACGGGGAGUACUCUGUUGCCCAGGUUACCCCAUCCGGGCAGCUGAGAAGAAAUCUCUCUUCUUUCGCAACUUCGGGGCAGCUUCGGAACCCGUCAGGUCCGUUCGCCCAGUGGGGACGGGGGGGGUCGGGGCGGCGGGAGGAGCUGGCAGAGGCAGCAGAGAUGGCGGCAGAGCAGGCAGAGACGGCUGAUUUCUACACCCGCAUGCGCAAUAAGGCCACUUCCGGGCCCAUCUACUUUGGAUGA
This is a messenger RNA of Closterium sp. Naga37s-1, 4398 nucleotides long. The record is from the annotation of a GenBank genome assembly. Lineage: Eukaryota; Viridiplantae; Streptophyta; Zygnematophyceae; Desmidiales; Closteriaceae.